Molecule: messenger RNA, 507 nt
Organism: Guyanagaster necrorhizus
Lineage: Eukaryota; Fungi; Basidiomycota; Agaricomycetes; Agaricales; Physalacriaceae
Exons: 3
Coding region: 1-507 (168 amino acids)
Source: RefSeq, a predicted model, not a curated record
AUGGUAGUCAUUCUACCGAUACUGCUUUUCUUAGGCGAGGGAGUUUUUGGCUGCUUUGCUUUACACGAUGAUCUACAUGAAACCUCCGACGGAGGUACUACACUGGGAAGAUCGGAAAUCAACUGGACGACAAUGUACCUUUCGUUCUCUUUGGAUACUACGUUGCUAUGCACCACUCUCAUUAUCUUUCGUAUCGACGUUACUGUUAAGAGAUCUAUAGAGGGGAUCAGUGCUGCGGCGCGCGCCUACCGUGGUAUCGUCGAAAUCCUGGUCGAGUCCACCUUGCUCUACGCUGUUUCCUUCAUCUUAUCCUUCAUUUUUAUUGCUCGCGGCGGGGCUGCGAUGCGGGUUGCAUCAAGACAGGCUCGUCCCAAUGAUAGCUGGCAAGCAAACAAUGUCUCUACAUUGCAGUUUGGCUCAGCGCCUCCAGAGAACACUCAGACCGAUGGUAUCCUGAGCACCAGUGGGCGUGAGGCUGACCUGGAACAGGGUAAACCGAACCGUUAG